This is a messenger RNA of Penicillium atrosanguineum, 552 nucleotides long. RefSeq names its product 2-oxo-4-hydroxy-4-carboxy-5-ureidoimidazoline decarboxylase. The record is from RefSeq and is a predicted model, not a curated record. NCBI's taxonomy places the organism in Eukaryota, Fungi, Ascomycota, Eurotiomycetes, Eurotiales, Aspergillaceae. Bases 1 to 552 code for a protein of 183 amino acids. The transcript is spliced from 3 exons.
AUGUCCGACCUACCAAGCCUCUCAUCACUGCCCCAGCAGUCCCAGGAAACCCAGCUGCGGGUGCUGGACACCUUAUUCGAACCGUCGCCCGAGCUGCACCAGUUGAUGACUCCGGUUCUGGCUGGCCAGAGCUUCACCUCUUACGCCGCGCUGAUCGAUGCCGUGGGCGGUCGCAUGUCCGCCCUUUCCGCCGUCAAUUCGCCCGUCGACCGGAAUGUGCUAUUCGGCAUCCUGGGUUCGCAUCCCCGGCUCGGUCGGGCCCCCGCCAACCCCGAACAUCUCAGCGAGUUGAGCAAGAAGGAACAGGCGCAAUUGAAUGAUGGCGCAGAGGAGCAAGCGGAGAAGUUACGCGAAUUGAAUGCGGAAUACGAGGCCCAGUUCCCCGGCCUGCGAUUUGUCUCGUUUGUCAACGGCCGCACCCGAGAUGUCAUCAUGGUGGAAAUGCGCCAGCGCAUUGAUCGAGCAGACACCGAGCGCGAAAUCUCCGAGACGAUCCAGGCCAUGUGCGACAUCGCGAAGGAUCGCGCGCGCAAACUGCAGGCGCGCAUUUAA